Messenger RNA from Lolium rigidum, 3263 nucleotides. RefSeq names its product KIN14B-interacting protein At4g14310. The record is from RefSeq and is a predicted model, not a curated record. NCBI's taxonomy places the organism in Eukaryota, Viridiplantae, Streptophyta, Magnoliopsida, Poales, Poaceae. The transcript is spliced from 3 exons. Gene Ontology annotation, molecular function: protein binding. Bases 1 to 3120 code for a protein of 1039 amino acids.
AUGGCCUCCCGCCUCAAGGACCGCGGCGGCGGCGGCGGGAGCAAUGGCGUCAAACCCGCCACCGCCACCGCCCCUCGCGCGCUCACGCCCAGGCCGUUCCCCCUCUCCUCCUCCGCCUCGCGCCGCACCCCCUCCGCCGCCGCCUCCGCCGGCGGCAAGGAGAACUCGGCGUCCAAGCCCUCCAAGCAGCAGCCCACGUCCGCCGUGCGGUGGUCCACCUCCUCCAUCCCGAGGGCCAGCCGGAUCCCGAGCGCCGUCGAGUCCUCCAAGCUCGUCGCCACCCUCCGGGCCACGGGGUUGCCGGGGAGGGCCUCCGUCGGGAGGGACGCGGAUGCGGAGACGGGCCUGCGGCGGAGCGUCAGCGGCGGGAUCAGGGCCGCGUCCACCGAGAGGGCGAGGAGGCCGGUGAGUUCCGCUGCCGCUGCUCGGGCUUCAGAUGCGGCCGGCGCCAGGGGAGGGAGCGGCGGGGCUGCUGCUCACGAGACGGGAUCCAGGAGGGACGGGUUCGAUUCCAGAGGGCGGAGGGCCAAGGGGUCGGAGGAGACCAGUAGGAAAAGAGAAGCCUUUGAUGCCAAGGCCAGGCAGACAGAUGCCGUUGGCAGGUGCAGAGAGAGCCUUGAUGCCAAGGCGAAGCAGGUCAGUGGGAAAAGAGUGAGCGUGGAUGUGAGUGCAGUGAAGCAGUCUGACGAGAUCAGAGGGAAAAUAGGAGGAGCGUUUGUGGAUAAGCAGAGUGAUGAGGCUGAUGGGAGAAGGGAGGCCAUCGAUGCCAAGGCAAAGCUCGGUGAUGAGAUCAGUAGGAGGAAAGAGGAGGGGCGCGAUCUGAAACUGGUGAGGGAGACCAGUCCCAAGAAUGCUGUUGCUGGUCUUGCUGGUCCAGCGGAGGCUUCUUCCAAAGCUGCGCCCUUUUCUGCUACCCAGAACGGCGGUGACGGAGGCAACAGUUCUCUGAUCCCGGUGUUCACCGUGCAUGUGGUAGACUCAUAUGAUGCUUGUUCCGGUGUGAGAGAGCACCGUCAGAAGACCGAGGAGUGUAGCAAGCAGGGGGAGAAGGGGAAACUGGCUGACAAGAUUCGAGUUUUCGAGAAGGCAGCAGCAACAAGCGGGGAAGGAAGACCAGCAAAAACUUUGGGCAGCGUGAACAAAUACCCAAGCCGGCUGCACGAGAAACUGGCUGCACUGGAAGGGAGGGUUCAGAAGAUUGCCACCGAUAUCAAGAAGACCAAGGAGAUGCUGGAUGAGAACAACCCAGAUGAGCCGAAACAGAUAUUGUCCAAUAUCCAGAAGGAAAUUAACGAUAUUGAGCAGGCGAUUUCUCAUGUCAAAGUCGACAAUAAGGUUCAGUUAGGUACUGAAGAUAGCAGUGACUCUGAGAUCUCUCUGGCUAAGAAGUGCGCUGUUGUGAAGCCACGUGACCUGAAGCCUGCUGGAAAAGGAAUGAAUACUGACGUGCUGGAGGCAAGGUUUUUCCCACACCAUAAACUUUUGAGGGAUCGUAAGACAUCUGGUGCUACUCAGCAGGAGUCGUGCAUGGCGCUGAAGAAUGGAACCGUUGAGCCCUGUGAUGAUGAGAACAGUAUAGCCAUGGAGUUUCUGGCUUCUUUAGAUGGCGAAGAGAGCGACUUCUUCAAGAAUCGGAGAGCUAAGAACUUGGAAAAGAACAUGAUUCGUGAAGCAGCUGAUGCUAGUGGCAAGACGUCUAGCCAAGGUAGCUCAAAGAUUCCAGAUGGCUUAACUAAUGAAGUGGAAAUGGAAUUGUGUGCUGCUGAGAACCUAGAAGAGUUUGAUGAGCAGGAAAACAAGUCAUCGAUGGUGAUACAGGAGGAAACCGAGGAGCCUUCAAGUGAUCAAUUAUCAGGGAUAGGAAACAAGUCUGCAACAGGUGGAUGGUUUGUUUCAGAGGGGGAAGCUGUUCUUCUUGCUCAUGGAGAUGGUACCUGCUCCUAUUAUGAUAUUGCAAACCAUGAGUUCAAGUCUGAAUAUAAGCCUCCCAGUGCGGUGUCACAUAAUACUUGGGGCGAUUGCUGGUUGAUUCGUGCCCCAGGUGUAGAUGGAUGCUCCGGCAGAUAUGUAGUUGCGGCAUCAGCUGGUAAUGCAUUGGAACCUGGGUUUUGCAGCUGGGAUUACUACAGCAGAGAAGUGACAGCAUUUCAUGUCGAGGAUGAGACAUCUCGUCCUUCUGCUGUACCAUUAUCCAGGAACGUUCUUGGGCCUCUUCCUAAUAUAGGCUCAUCAAGAUCUACUGUUGCUAUUUCAACCGUAGAACAGCCACAGUGGUGGUACAGACCAUGCGGACCUCUCCUCCUUUCUACUGCUACCAAGCAAAAGAUGAUCACAGCUUAUGACAUCCGAGAUGGCGAUGUAGUGAUGAAAUGGGAAGUAAGCAAUCCAGUACUGGGAAUGGAGUACUCCAGCCCACUACAAUGGCGCAGCAGGGGGAAGGUUGUAAUUGCUGGGACUGAAUCAAUUGGGUUGUGGGAUGUGAAUUCGCUUAACCCACAGCCCUUAUUAUCUGUUGCUACUGCUGGUAAAAGAGUUUACUGUCUUCAUGUGAACAACACUGAUGCUGAGGUGGGCGGAGGAGUUCGUCAAAGAGUUACUUCAUCUGAGGUGGAGGGAAACGAUGGUGUUUUCACUACGCAAGAAAGUGUUAAUGUGUUGGACUUCCGUGUACCUUCUGGCAUUGGUCUUAAAAUGGCAAGACACGGUGGCACGGCGAACUCAGUCUUCUCUCGUGGAGAUUCAGUAUUUAUUGGUAGCACAGAUGGUAGGCUGCAGAUAAAAGGGGGGCUGAAAUCACGAGUUCAGCAAUAUUCACUCUCAAAGGGAAAGCUUGUUGCAACCUAUGAACUGCCAGAGUUCAAUGCCCACUUCCACCACUCUUCGAUAACCCAAGUGUGGGGCAAUUCCAACGUUGUCUUGGCUGCGUGCGGUAUGGGAUUGUUCGCUUUUGACACCUUCGAUGAAGGUGUCCAACAAACUUACAGCUUUGACCGUGCAAACACCAUUGGAGCAAGAGAGGUUAUUGGUUCUGAUGAUUUAUACUGUCCUACAUUUGAUUACUCAUCAUCGAGGGUUCUUCUGGUCUCGAAAGACCGUCCAGCCCAUUGGAGGUACUUGUAAUAGUUGUCUGUUUAUUGUGCAACCUGUAAUAUAUGUACUUUCUUUAUGCUUUGGUUUUGUAGUCAUCUGUCGUGAUAAGCAUCUUGCUUUCACUGUAUUAGGAGAUAAUACUGUGCUUCUACUCAGUUGAUUUAUAUCCAUUG